This is a messenger RNA of Debaryomyces hansenii CBS767, 1116 nucleotides long. Its product is annotated as methionine aminopeptidase. Gene Ontology annotation, molecular function: metalloaminopeptidase activity. The record is from RefSeq and is a predicted model, not a curated record. The coding region runs from base 1 to 1116 and encodes 371 amino acids. NCBI's taxonomy places the organism in Eukaryota, Fungi, Ascomycota, Pichiomycetes, Serinales, Debaryomycetaceae. The transcript has a single exon. Gene Ontology annotation, biological process: proteolysis.
AUGUCUGCUAUUUGUGCUGCUUCAAACUGUGGGAAGGAGACCACCUCUUCCUUGAAAUGUCCGGUCUGUUUGAAAGAAGGUACAACUAAGGUUUUUUGUAACCAACUUUGCUUCCGUAGUAACUGGGGGAACCACAAAGCUACCCAUAAGAAUGAAGACGGUACGAAUGAAUCUUAUAAUCCAUUUCCAAGCUUCAACUACUCUGGUGAUUUGAGACCAAGUUACCCAUUAUCACCAAGGAGAGCGAUUCCAAAGCAUAUUAAAGUGCCGGACUACGCACAAAAUGGUAGACCGAUUAGUGAAAUCAAGAACGACAGAGUUGGUAAAAUAACUAUAUUAAGUGAAAAAGAAAUCGAAAAGGUUAGAAAAGUAGGUAUAUUGUCUAGAGAAAUAUUAGAUAUUACAGCCAGUCAUAUUAAACCAGGUAUCACAUCAGAUGAAUUGGAUGCUAUUUUGCAUAAGGAAUGUAUUAAGAGAAAUGCUUACCCAUCUCCUUUGAACUAUUAUAAUUUCCCUAAGUCUAUAUGUACAUCUAUUAAUGAAGUUAUCUGUCACGGCAUUCCAGAUCAACGUAAAUUAGAGGAUGGUGACAUAAUCAACUUGGAUGUGACUAUUUACUACUUGGGAUUCCACUCUGACCUUAACGAAACCUACUAUGUGGGUGACAAGGCUAAAUGCAAUCCAGAAAUUGUCAACUUAGUGGAAACAACUAGAGAAUGCUUAGACUUGGCAAUUCAACAAGUUAAACCUGGCUUAAUUUUUAGAGACUUAGGUAACGUCAUUGAAGAGCAUGCCACCAAAAACAACUGUUCUGUUGUCAGAACAUACUGUGGUCAUGGUAUCAAUCAAUUAUUCCAUUGUCAGCCUAAUAUUCCGCAUUACGCUAAGAAUAAAGCAGUGGGUGUAGCCAAGCCAGGCAUGGUUUUUACCAUUGAGCCAAUGUUAUGUCAAGGCUCUUAUAGAGAUAUGAACUGGCCUGACAACUGGACUGCCGUGACUCAAGAUGGUAAAUAUUCUGCCCAAUUUGAACAAAUGUUAUUAGUCACUGAAGACGGAGUUGAAAUUUUAACUGCUAGAAACGACCAAUCUCCAGGUGGCGCUAUCCCUAGAAUUUAG